Messenger RNA from Ficedula albicollis (Collared flycatcher), 2705 nucleotides. It is a transcript of the gene SEMA6B, whose product is annotated as semaphorin 6B. NCBI's taxonomy places the organism in Eukaryota, Metazoa, Chordata, Aves, Passeriformes, Muscicapidae. The record is from RefSeq and is a predicted model, not a curated record. Gene Ontology annotation, molecular function: chemorepellent activity; semaphorin receptor binding. The transcript has 20 exons. Bases 261 to 2705 code for a protein of 814 amino acids. Gene Ontology annotation, biological process: axon guidance; negative regulation of axon extension involved in axon guidance; negative chemotaxis.
GUGACAAAGCCACCCAAGGUGACCGCGGGGUCCCCACCAUCCCCGAUGCCCCUGGUGGCUUGUGGGGGGCUCGGACGCCUGUGUCCCCACCCGGUGGGCGAUGGGGAGGGGACAGGGACAGGGGACAAGGGACAGGGCCCGGGGCUAUAAACGGCAGCUGUAAGCGGAGCCGGUAACCGGAGCGGGAGGCCCGGGGGGACAUUUGAGCCGCCGUGGAAGCGCCAAGGUGCGGUGGGUGCCCACCCAGGGCGGGGGUCGCCAUGGGACCCCCACCCCGCGUCCCCCUGGUGCUGCGGCUGCUGCUGGCGGCCGAGAGGACGGCGAGGGGCACCUUCCCCGAGGAGCCCGGGCCCAUCGCCGUGGCCCCCCCGGACUAUGUGAAGCACUACCCCGUGUUCGUGGGGCACGGCACCGCCCGCCCGGGGGGCCCCGAGGGUGGGGGCACCCAGCGCCUCAACAUCCAGCGCAUCCUCAAGGUCAACAGGACCCUCUUCAUCGGGGACAGGGACAACGUCUAUCGGGUCAGCCUGGAGCCCAGCGGGGCCGCUGAGCUGCGCUACCACCGGAAGCUGACGUGGCGCUCGAACCAACACGACAUCAGCAUCUGCCGCAUGAAGGGCAAGCACGAGGCAGAGUGCCGAAACUUCGUCAAGGUGCUGCUGGUGAGGAACGAGAGCCUCCUCUUCGUCUGUGGCACCAACGCCUUCAACCCCAUCUGCGCCAACUACAGCAUGGACACGCUGGAGCCCGUCGGGGACAACAUCAGCGGCAUGGCCCGGUGUCCCUACGACCCCAAGCACGCCAACGUGGCCCUGUUCACAGGGGGGAUGCUCUUCACGGCCACGGUGACGGAUUUCCUGGCCAUCGACGCCGUCAUCUACCGCAGCCUCGGGGACAGCCCGACCCUGCGCACCGUCAAACACGAUUCCAAGUGGUUCAAAGAGCCCUACUUUGUGCACGCCGUGGAGUGGAGGAGCCACGUCUACUUCUUCUUCCGGGAGAUCGCCAUGGAGUUCAACUACCUGGAGAAGGUGGUGGUAUCGCGGGUGGCCCGGGUGUGCAAGAACGACAUGGGGGGCUCGCAGCGCGUGCUGGAGAAGCAGUGGACGUCCUUCCUCAAGGCCCGGCUCAACUGCUCCGUGCCGGGCGAUUCCCACUUCUACUUCAACGUCAUCCAAGCUGUGACUGACAUCCUGGAGCUGGACGGGCGGCCCGUGGUCCUGGCCGUGUUCUCCACUCCCACCAACAGCAUCCCCGGCUCCGCCGUCUGCGCCUUCGACAUGACCCAGGUGGCCGCCGUCUUCGAGGGACGGUUCCGGGAGCAGAAGUCACCCGAGUCCAUCUGGACCCCUGUGCCAGAGGACAUGGUGCCAAAGCCACGGCCCGGGUGCUGCGCGUCCCCGGGGAUGCGCUACAACUCCUCCAGCGCCUUCCCCGACGAGAUCCUCAACUUCGUCAAGACGCACCCGCUGAUGGACGAGGCGGUGCCGGCCCUGGGCAACGCCCCCUGGAUCCUCCGCACCAUGACCCGGUACCAGCUCCGCAGGAUCGCGGUGGACACCGCGGCGGGGCCGUGGGGCAACCACACCGUGGUGUUCCUGGGCUCCAGCACCGGCACCGUGCUCAAGUUCCUCAUCCUGCCCGCCGCCGCACCCGCUGCCCCCGGCAGCCAGAGCGUCUUCCUGGAGGAGUUUGAGACCUACCAGCCCGGGAGGUGUGGCCGGGACACGGAGGACGAGCGGCGGCUCCUGGGGCUGGAGCUGGACAAGGCUGCAGGCUCGCUGCUGCUGGCCUUCCCCCCGUGCGUGGCCAGGGUGCCCGUGGCUCGCUGCCAGCAGCACUCGGGCUGCAUGAAGAACUGCCUCGGCAGCCGGGAUCCCUACUGCGGCUGGACACCCGAGGGCUCCUGCAUCUUCCUGGAGCCCAGCCCCAGGAUGACCUUCGAGCAGGACAUCGCCGGCGGCAGCACCUCCCACCUGGGCGAGUGCGAGGGGCUGGUGACGGAGAGCUUCGUGGACGAGCCGGACGGGCUGGUGUCGGUGAAUCUCCUGGUGAUCUCCUCCGUCGCCGCCUUCGUCAUCGGCGCCGUCAUCUCCGGCUUCAGCGUGUGCUGGUUCAUCGGGCACCGGGACCGCAAGGAGCUGGCGCGGCGCAAGGACAAGGAGACGAUCCUGGCGCACAGUGAGUCGGUGGUGAGCGUCAGCCGCCUGGGCGAGCGGCGGGCGCGCGGCGCCCUGCUGGCCCCGCUGAUGCCCAACGGGUGGCCCAAGGAGCUGGGCAAGGUCACCCAGCACGACCUGGAUUCGGGGGUGCUGCCCACGCCGGAGCAAACUCCGCUGCAGCAGAAACGCUGCCCCGGCGCCCUCCAAAACUGCACCUGGGAGCAGAGUCACAACAUCAUCAACGCGGCUUUGCGGGACCCUGGAGGCUCCGGCCCCGCGGGCGCCGGUGCCAGCCUGGGGGUUGCCCAUCCUUUCUUCCCCCCGGCAUCCCCUCGUGGAAAGCACAGCCGGGGCGGGGGGGGCACCGCCGGGGGGUCCCACCGAACCCACUCUCUGCUGGCAAAGGGUGCCCUUUCGGUGCCACCCCUGCCCGGCACCCACCCGGGGUGGCGUGUCGCGGGGGAGUGGCAGUCAGGCAUUGCUGUCCCCUCUGAGCACCGGCGGGGGCUGGGGGACACCUGGGACCCUGAGUGGCUCUGGUGA